Molecule: messenger RNA, 2188 nt
Organism: Monopterus albus (swamp eel)
Lineage: Eukaryota; Metazoa; Chordata; Actinopteri; Synbranchiformes; Synbranchidae
Product: transforming growth factor-beta receptor-associated protein 1
Exons: 12
Coding region: 33-2168 (711 amino acids)
Biological process (GO): intracellular protein transport; vesicle-mediated transport; endosomal vesicle fusion
Cellular component (GO): cytoplasm; membrane
Source: RefSeq, a predicted model, not a curated record
CAUCGCUUGCAGCCCAAACGAACUGUAUAGAGAUGGUGACUUCCUCCAGCCGCAAGAAGGUGAUCCAGAUUCAUGUGGUGGGAGUGGACCGGUGGGAGGUUGUAAAGGAAGUCCCUGUCCUUCAAGAUCCUGUGGCCUUGGCAGUAGAUGGCACCAGUUUAUGUGUAGCAACCUGGGACAGGUAUCUCCUCUGUGAUAUUCAAAGUGGGAGCAGUGAGAAGCUUUUUCCUCACAAUCACAACAGGCAGCAUGUCAUUGUUACUUCAGUGGGACAAGGGGAAUUCCUCCUGAAUGGGCCUGAAUCUUUAGGCAUGUUUGUGAUGAAGACAGGGAUAUGCCAGCGCCCUCCCCUGCAGUGGCCUCAGGACGUGCUGGCAGCCAGAGUAUGUUUCCCCUACAUCCUAACCCUGCAGCCCCACGUUCUGUCUGUCUACAGCAUGUUAGAUCAGCAGCACAAACAGACUGUGAGUCUCAGUGGAGCAAAGGGACUCCUCUCCACAUCAGAUGGUGUGUUAGUGUUCACAGAGAGAGACAUUUUCAGCCUGCGUCUGGUGCCAUUUGAAGACCAGAUCCAGGCACUUGUAGAGCAUGAGAGGGUCGAGGAGGCCUUGUUGCUGCUGAAUGGAGUUCAAAACCAUCAUCCCCUUGACUCAUACAAGGAGCUGCAGAAGGCCACAACCUGUCGGGCUGGAUUUGUCUGUUUUCAACGGGAGGCUUUUUCUGAGGCCAGGGAAUUUUUCAUUAAAGGUGAGCUGGACCCUAGGGAAAUGAUCCACCUUUACCCUGACAUGCAGUCAUGUCUCUGUGAGGACUUUCAAUCCCAGUUUGAUCAAGUAAACAAGAGCAGGGAUCUGCAGGUGCUCUGGCAAGCGGAUAGAAACACAUUUCAUCGUUACCUGGUCUUCCUGGGUGAUUUCCUCAGAGCAGUCCGCAGUACAGGGCGAGGUUUGAAGCACAGUAUGGAGGUUGACUGCGCCCUCCUGAGGCUGUACAUAGAACUGGAAGACAACGAAAAUCUGCAGCAGCUUGUGGCUUUUCCAGAUGGGUGUACACUGAACCACUGUGUUCCUGUGCUGGAGGAACACAACAGAUUUUUUGCAUUAGGUUCCCUCUAUCAAACCCAUGGAAAACACAAUGAUGCAAUAAAGACUUGGGUGAAGAUUGCAGAUGGCUUCUACAAAGACCCCUCUUGCUCGGAUGUAUAUGGCCACAUAGUGUGGACUCUCAGUCAACUCAAAGACAGAGAUACUAUGUGGAAAUUUGCAGACUGGACUUUGCAGAGAAACCAAAAGGUUGGUGUGGAGAUUUUCAUCAAGUGUCCGCCAGAUGAUAGAGUGGAGACACAGGACGUUCUUGCUUUCCUGGAGAAGUACCCACUGGCACUGCUUAUGUAUCUUGAGUUUUUAAUUAAUGAUUUGAACAGUGAGGAGGAGAGACAUCACAGCCGGCUGGCCCUGACAUAUGUUACUCAGACGCUGCGAGGGGAAGAGGAAACAGAGUCAGAUUUGAGGGCCACCAGAGGGAAGUUGCAGCAGCUGCUGUGGGAAUCAAAAUUUUAUGACGUCUCCACCGUAUAUGAGAGAGUCGGGUCAACAAACCUUCAUAUAGAGAAAGCCAUUCUCCUCAGUAGGACUGGUAAACACUCACAGGCUCUGCAGAUGCUUGUUCACCAGGAGCGAGACCUCCAGGCUGCAGAGGCUUACUGCAGCAGGGUCGCCCAGGGCCAGGACUCACAAUCCAGGCAGGGCCUGCUGCUUAUUCUGCUCCAGAUCUACCUGAGCUCAGAGGAUCUCGCCAGCGCUGCUGUGGAUCUGCUUAACAACAACCCUCUGCUCUUUGCAGCAGAGAAGGUCAUCCAGCUCCUGCCUGACUCCUGGUCUGUUCAUCUGGUCUCCCACUUCUUAGUUGGAUCCCUCAGGGAAACCUUCCACCAUAGGCAGAUGGCAAGGCUGCAGAAGGCUCUGGCCCAAGUGGAGCUCCUGCGGCACAAAUUAAACUGGGUGCCGGCCUCAAAAGCAAAGUUCAGACUGGACAAAGAGCAGAAGUGUAAGGUUUGUCAGAAAGACCUUGCAGAGCCACAGUUUGCCCGUAACCUUAACGGCAACGCUCUCAUUUUCAUGGCUUCCUACCUUCGGGUUUGGCAGAUUGCCACUGGGAGAAAUUUGUAGGGUGUCCCACUGGAGACACA